Hansenula anomala is the source of this 7837-nucleotide messenger RNA. RefSeq names its product Utp20p (gene UTP20). Gene Ontology annotation, cellular component: 90S preribosome; small-subunit processome; nucleolus. The transcript has 2 exons. Lineage: Eukaryota; Fungi; Ascomycota; Saccharomycetes; Phaffomycetales; Wickerhamomycetaceae. Bases 99 to 7463 code for a protein of 2454 amino acids. The record is from RefSeq and is a predicted model, not a curated record.
UUAUCUUUAUACGUAUUAUUGUUUUAAACCUGGUACAAAAAAAGAUAUUGAACAACAACUGAUCAUCAGAAGCUCAUACUGGUUCAAACCUUAGAAACAUGCCAAAGAUCAAGACUACAAAGUCGUCUAAAAGGUAUGCGUUCUCGUCCUUUCGGGAGAGAGUAGACGCCAUAAAGAUUGAACCUUCAAAAAAGCUCAAUAGAAAAGCUUUUGAUGACGCUGAAACUUCACAUUUUAUAUCUUCUUAUGAGCGUUGGAGUGAGAUUAAUAGAUCAGCUGUAUUUACAGACUUUGUUGAGAACGUCGCUCCAUUUUGUCAAAGUCUUCCUCAAAUCUUGCACUACAAAUCAAAACUUUUUGAAGAGUUGAAAACCCACAUUUCAAAACAUGAUCAUUUGUCUUUACAACCAUUAUUAGAACUUUUGACCCAAUUUUGUCAUGAUCUAGGUCCUGAUUUCAUGGAAUUUUAUGAUGAAUCGUUGAAAUUGAUCACUUCGUUGGCACUAGAUCAAAAUGAUUCAAACACUCUAGAAUGGGAAUUCAAUUCUCUUGCAUAUAUUUUCAAAUAUUUAUCAAGAUACUUGUCUCAAGACCUAAUACCCACUUUCCAAUCAUUGGAUCCACUUUUGAAAUCAAAAGAUCACAUAUCAAGAUUUUCAGCUGAGGCUUUAGCAUUUUUGGUUAGAAAGACAUCACAAGAAGAACUGGCUAAGGUUGCAACUUUUGUCUUUGAGCAUAUUUUUGAUCUUCAAUACAAAAGAGCCGCUAUAAUAUUAUUCAGUGAAUCAAUGAAAUCUACAAAAGGUUCUAUACACUCCAAGUCAUCUUUGAUCAUUCGUACAUUACUUGCAAACGUUGAUUCAGAUGCUUCUUCUGUUGUCGUUGGUGAUGUUCUUUUGAGUGUUAUUUCCUAUGGUUCUCAGGAAGCUGUUGAGACUUUGUAUGAGAUUGUUUUAAAAGAAAGUACCAACAAACUUGAUGCUGAUGGCUCAUAUUUACAAUAUCAUUUAAGAAUUUUGACCACUUUGAUCUUUGCUGAUUCUGGUAAAAAAGUUCCAAAUUGGGAAUCCAUUUCUUCUUGCAUUGAAUCAACAUUUGAGAAAUUCCCUCCAAAAGAAAUGAAUAACGAUUCUAAAUGUUUGUUAACAUACCUGAUUGCAAUUUUUUUCCGUAAUUCAGAAAUCAAAGAAUUAACCAAAUUACACAGCUUUUUGCUUCGUUCAAUGAUCACUUUGGAUAACUUAUUUCUACCAUUCAUUAUGCAAAUAUUUAAUUUAUCAAAACAAAGAGCAAUUAAAUUUUCAGUCCCUUACAUUCAAGAAUUCAUCAAUAAACACUGGAAAUCAAAUGUUCAACAGAUUGCAUAUUUUUUGGAAGAUCUUGAAGAGAAAGAGUUGCUAGGAGAAACCAAUGACGAUGAAAAAAUUGCGCUUAUAGUACCACUGAAUGUUGCUGAAAAUUUGAAAGAAGAUUUAUUGAAUUUAAACGUUGGUGACGUCUCUUUAUUUGAAAUAUUUUGGAGAUUAUCAUUGAUUUCACAUUCUUCGUUUUACAAUAAAUCAUUUGUAUCUGAACUUUUCACCAAAAUUGAUCAGUCAGUUGAGCUGUCAACAUUCAAGCAAACUGUUUUAUCAAAAUUGAUUGGUUUAUUUGCUUUGGAAGAUGCCAAUGAGGUUCAUGAGUUGAUACUUGAUAAUUUCUCAAAGUUAGUUACCAACAAAGAGUUUAUCAAGAAUGCUUCAAAGUUUCUUGUUUCAUCAAUUAAAAGUCUUGAUUCAAAUACAGUUUUCGAACUAAUUGACCUGCUCACUCACAAUCUUGCACUACCAGACCAUGAGAUAAGAGCCAACUCCCUGGAACUCAUCAAUGCUUUAUCACAAACUCUUGAUGAAGAAUUAUCAAAUUUGGCAAAUCAAUGUUUAAUUAUUGAACAAAUUCCACUUGUGCUUGAUACUGCUCGUGAUAUUGCCAUAAGAACUAGAAACUUGGCCGCGUAUUUCAAAAAUACCAAAACAAAUGAAUUCAAAAACAAAGUUUACUUCCGUUUCCUAUUUGGUCUAUUGACAGUGAAAUUCGCCCCAUCAUGGGAGGCUGUUUUUGAAGUGUUGCCAAAUACUUAUCAAAAAUCACCGGAGUUAGUUUGGGAGUUAGUGGUUAGAUAUUUGAACAGACCAAAACUUGAUAAAGAUUCCAUUUCAAAUACUUUAGAUGAGGUUGAAGAUCUUGAUUUUGCUCAACAAUGGAGCUCAAUAGAGACGAGACUAGUCUCCAUCAUUGGCCAUUUGACUACUUCCAUCAAUAAGUACACCAAUUCGCAAACUUCUUUAAUGGAGUUGGUUGAACAACAAUAUCCUGCUUUGAAAUACCCAGAAAUUGCAGCUGCCCAUGCUGUUAAGGUGUUGAAGAAAAUUCCUCAAUUAGCUGAGAAAAACGCUGCAUACUUGGCAUCCAUUGUUCUUAAUGAUCAAAUUGAAGAUGAUCAAGAUAAUGAGGAAGAUGAAGGAGAAGAAGAUUUGGAAUUUGGUAAAAUGAAUUUAAACAGACAAGAUGGUAAUGCUGUUCUUGAACUUUUCAGUUUAUUCAAAAGGCUCAAAGAUUCACCAAGAGCUGAUGAAUUGUAUGAAUUAUUCUUGAGGUUAUUGUCCAGUAAGACUCCAGCUGUCAGAAAAAUUGCGUUGAGUUGUCUUUUAAAUUUCAAGUUUGAACAAAUUAACAAGUAUAAGGACAACUUGAACAACUUACUUGAUGAUUCUUUGUUUAGGGAUGAGGUUUCAAAUAUAUUUUCAAGAGGUGAUUCCUCAGUAUUGGAAGAGAGUGAUUUAGACCGUGUUUUUCCUUUGAUUUUAAGAAUUCUUUAUGCUAGAGCACAAAUUACAGUCACCAACGGAACAAAGAGAGGGUUGAAGUUUUCUGCUAUCAAUACACUUCCAAAUAUCCAACCAAAGUAUGUUGAUUUGUUUUUAGGUUAUUUGUCAGAGAAAGUUUACGGUGGCAAUGAGCUAAUUGAAGUGGACGAAAAAGCAUUAAGUGAAGUUACAAUCUCAUCUUUGAAAAGAGCACAAGGGUUCUCAAAUCUGUUGUUCGAUAUAUUGUCGUCCUUAGGAGAAAAAUUCGUCGCAAAUACUUCAAAUGUGAUUACUCCUUUAAUUAACUCUCUGAUGUUGGCUCAAAAGGUUAUAGAUGACUCGCAAGAUCAACAAUUGGCAGCAUCAGCAAGAAACACUAGACAAUCAGGAAUGAAGAGUUUACUGCUUUUAUUCAAUUUGGCAAAUGAUUUUAACUGGGAUGAUUAUAUCGAAUCUAUUUAUGAAAAAGUAUUGGCUCCUCGUUUUGUUCACUUUGAAGGUGAGAAUCUUCAACAACCAUCAUCUUUGUUGAGACUGAUGAUUUGCUGGUCUGAGCAUCCAAAUUACCAUGAGUUAUUGCUUAUCAAUCAAAAUGAACCUGCAAUCAAAGUUUUGUCGCUUUUAGGGAACACAAAUGCUAAAGGUGAGGUUUUGGAAAAAGUUCUUGAUUUUGCUGUAAAUAUUAUAAGCUCUGUGCCACAAAAGAGAAAAUUUCAAAAAUUAUUUUCCAUCGUUUCUGAAAGUGCUUUUGAAAACAUUCCAUCAAUUUUAAGCCGCAUUUCUGAUCAAAAACUGUACACAAAAGCAAUUGGUUUGUUAUUGGCCCUUGUGGAGAACAAGCAUGUUCAAGAUCAAAACAAGAGACAAGAAUUGGUUGAUUUUUCUACAAAAUUGUUAGAGAAGCCUUCUGUCAACUUACCGAAAGACAUUAGACACCAAAUUUUGAGAAUUUUACAAGCUUUAGUUGAUGAAUUUGAUGGUGAAUUUGAAGAUAUUGUGAACCUUUUCAAAGUUUGUUCCAAAUUUUUAAAAAUUUUCACAGAGAAAGAGCAACGUGUUCAUUUAGUUGAUUUGUUUGUUAAGAUUGGUGAGAAGUUUGAGCAAUUGCAACAUGUAACUUCCUUGAUUGCAGACUUGAGUUCGUAUUCCAACAAAAGAUUGAAUGAAUAUGACUAUGAUAGAAGAUUGGCUGCUUAUAAAAAGAUCAAUGAUGCUGGUUACCUCGAACUAUCUUCUCUUGAGUGGACCCCUAUUUUGAACUUGAUGCUAUAUGCUGUCAAAGAUGAAGAUUUAUCAGUGAGAUCAAAUUCAAGCUAUUCACUAAGACGCUUCAUUGAUAUUUUCACAGUUGAAAAAAAAGAAAGAGACGCUACAUUUAAUUUGUUAUUGAAAGAUUUGUUGUUACCAAAUUUAAGAACGGGUCUUAGAGCAAAAGAUGAGAAUGUUCAUUUUGAAUUUGUUUCAUUGCUAUCUCACAUUGUCAAUAACUCUGAAUAUUUUGACGGCUUCAAAGAUCUACAGGUUCUUUUAUUUAAUAAUGAUGAGGAAGCUAAUUUUUUCAUCAAUGUUGGGCACAUUCAACUUCAUAGACGUCAAAGAGCUAUUAAAAGGCUUGGUGAAUUUGCAAAUAAAUUAUCAAGCUCUAAUAUAUCUCAUUAUUUGCUACCAAUGAUUGAACGUUAUGCAUUUUAUGAAGAUGAAAAAUUAAGAAAUAUCUCAAAUGAAACUGUUUCCACUAUUGAGAGUUUGAUGAAGUAUGUUACUUUCAAACAGUAUCAAGCAAUUUUCAGAAGAUAUCUUAGCGGAUUGAAAGAUGAAAGUGAUCAUUUGAGAGAUUCUGUUAGCUUGAUUGUUACUGUCUCAAAAGCUUUGAUGAAUGUUAUUUUAGAAAAGAGAGAAAGUGAUGAUGAAAGCAUACUAUCGGGAUUACCGAAAGAAGAAGCCUCACUAGACAACCUUAUUGAAACUGAACUAAUAGGGCCACUAUCAAAGAUCUUGAAUAAAAGAAAUGACGAAACAAUUGUUUUGAGAACUCCAUUGAUUGAAGCUUUAUCUUGUUUGGUUUUAUGUUUGUCUCAUGAAAGAAUUGUGGCUGUGCUACCGGGUGUUCUUACAAAUGUUUGUCAAGUUAUGCGUGCUAAGUCAGAUGAAACUAGGGAUGCAACUAGAAAACAUAUCGGAAAAGCUGCUUCUAUAUUGGGUGCUAGAUAUGUCAAGUUCAUCAUAAAUGAGCUUAAGACCGCACUUUCAAGAGGUUCUCAAAUCCAUGUUUUAGGAUUUACAGUUCACUCUAUUCUAGCGUCAAUGAAUCUUGAUCAUGGCGAUCUUGAUGAAUCAUCAGAAAUUUUAAUGGAGAUUGUGAUGGAAAAUAUGUUUGGCUCAACUGGUCAAGAAAAGGAAGCCGACAACUAUAGAACUACUAUGAAAGAAAUCAAGUUCAACAAAAGUUUUGACAUUGCUGAAAUUUUAUCAAGGGUUGUUAGUUUGUCACGUUUUAAUACUAUAGUGAACCCAAUCAAGCUUUUGCUACGUGAAAGAAUAACUUUUAAAGUUCAAAAUAAACUAGAUGAGUUGAUUAGAAGAAUUUCAUUGGGAACUUAUAAAAACUCUGAGUUGAGCUCACAUUCUAUGCUGGUCCUUUGUUACGAGCUGUUUUCAGAAUCCAAAAAAGUUUAUGAUGGAUCUUAUAAGGCACCAGCAAAAGCCUCGAAUAAGGAUGAAGGUCAUUUCUUAGUGCAGUUAGAAUCUAAACCUUUAAAAGUUGAAACUGAAAAUUCAUUGUUUAUUGAUACUUUCCAAAAACUUUCAUUGGAUUUACUCAGAACUACAUUGAGUAAGAAUGAUACUUUUGUCAAUGCUGAAAGUUUGGCUGGAUUCUUACCUUUUUUUGAGGAUGCACUGAAGUCAGAUAAUGAAGGUGUUAUUGUAAGCACGCUGAGAGUUUUGGGAUUGAUUAUGGAUGUGCCAUUUGAAACAGAAUCUGAUAUUUUCAAAUCAUGUGCAAGAAGAUGUCUAUCAAUAAUCAAAAACUACCCUUCAACAGAAUCUGAACUUUGUCAAGCUUGUUACAAAUAUCUCUCCAACAUCAUUCGUCACAGAGAGGAUCUUUCUUUGAAGGAAAGUUCUUUAGGAUACUUGCUGGUGAGAAUUCAACCGGAUCUUCAAGAGCAAAGUAGACAAGGUAUGGCUUUCAACUUUUUAAAAGCUUUGGUUGCAAAGCAUGUUAUGAUUCCAGAGGUUUAUGACACUAUGGACAAAAUUAGAGAAGUUAUGGUUACAAGUCAUUCUAAGGAGAGAAGGGACAUGUCUCGAAGCAUCUAUUUCCAAUUUAUCAUGGAGUAUGACCAAGGUAAAGGUAGACUUGAGAAACAAUUCAAAUUUUUGGUGAACAAUUUGAGCUACCCAGCAGAGACUGGUAAACAGUCAGUCAUGGAAUUGAUUCAUUUAAUUCUACAGAAAUCUGGACGUGAACUUCUAGAGGCUCUCUCAUCGUCAUUUUUCGUUGCAUUAGCAAAGGUCUUGAUUUCAGAAACUUCAACCAAAACUAGGGAAAUGUCAAUUGCUUUGAUUUCUUCAAUAUUUGAGAAAAUGGGGACUGAACCCUAUGAGAAGUACAUCUUGGGUUGGUUAAAUUCUCAAAACUCUUCAUUACUCAGAUGCUCUUUACAACUUUAUAGAAUCAAACUCAAGGUUAAUUCACUUUUUGGUAAUGAAUUGGAUGAUGCUGUUAUUGCUUCGAUCAAAUCAAUUUUGGAGAGUUCUGAAGCUAAUUCUGUUGAAACUGUGAAAUGGGAACUUGUUUACAGCUCGCUUUCAUGCUUGUCACUUGUGGUGGAAAAGGACAUUAAUGUAUUUGAAAAAGAUAUGGUGAGUAAUAUCAUCAAUUGUUUGCUUUUCCCACACUCUUGGAUUAGACUGGCAUCCAGUAGGUUGGUUGGAGUUUUAAUGAAAAAGUCCUCUUUAUUAAGCUCCGAUGAUAUUCAAAAUGUUGCGUACAGGUUAGUCCAUCAAUUGCGUGCUCCGUCUGUUGAUGAAGCACUUGGCUCACAAGUUGUGAAGAAUUUAACUCAUUGUGUUAUUUAUUGGGAGAAAACUGAUGAAGAGGAAGAAGAAGCAGAUGUUGUUUCCAAGGCUGAUCAAAAAAUGGAUAGUUGGUUGAUUAACAAAGUGGGUGGAAUUAUCAGAUCAGAUCGCUUGAGUUUCGUCUCUAAGAAGUCAUGUGUUCAACUGCUGGCUUUAAUGAUUCAAUUAAUGAAAGCUGAUAGACUAAAAGAAGUUACUGAGAAUUUGAUUUCUCCACUAUUCAAUUUGACAGAGUUUGAUACUGACGAUGUUCAAAAACAAGAGUUACAAACUCUGGCCUUGGAAUGUUUGAAAAUGAUUGAAGAUAAAGUUGGUGUUACUGAUUAUACUCAGGCAUAUUCAAAUGUUCGCCAAUCUGUUUUAGAGAGACGUCAAGAAAGAAGAACCAAAAGAGCAAGACUAGCCAUCACAGCACCAGAAGCUGUUGCCAGAAGAAAGAUUAAAAAACAUGAAAGAUCUAGAGUUAAGAGAAAGCACGAAAAGGAUGAAAAUGGUUAUUAUCACACAAAAAAGAAAACACAAAGAAGAAACUGAGAAUUAGAAGAAAAGGUGAAUAUUUUGUAAAUUAAAAAUUAUUGCAUUACAGAAAAAAAUAAACUUCGUAGCCAUUUAAAUCAAUUGAUAGUAUAGAUCAUUGUAUUUAAGGUUCCGAGUUUUCAACUUUCUCUUGUUUAUCAUCAUUUGAAGCACCCACCUUUACUGCUUUUGCCUUUUUCGGUUUGUUUGCUUCAUAUAUUGCCAUUUCUUUUGAAUAUCUUUCUUUAUCUUCGUUAUAGAUGUCAUAAUAUGGUUUUCUAUCUUCUUCACUUAGUUGUUUCCAAGCUUCACCCAAAGUUUUCGAUAAAUCUAUUUGUUUACCUUCAGCUUCAGCUUCCUUUUUGAAUUUCUCCUUCUCCAACUCACAAAAG